AUGCAGAAAAAAUAUGCUGAUGGAAGGACUAAUGUGCUAUAUACUUCCGGCUCUACUCCAUCCAUUAUGAAUAUUCAAGUUUCUAAGGUAAUUCAGCCGCAAAGAGUCAAUAGAAUUGAAGGGAACAUUUCUGGAUUAUGUGUAACUUCAAAUUCUCGAAUUUUGCAUGAAUCUUAUGAAAAUACUUAUUUGCAGUCGCAAGUAAAAAAUGAUUCUGGAUCGAGAUCAUCAUCACUAACAUUGCUAGAUGAUAAUCAAUUUUUCAAUAACAAGAGGUAUAUUUCUCAUUUGCCACGGCCUGUUCAAGUUAAAUAUGAAGGAAUGCUACCACAACGAGAAAAUUAUCAGCCAAUAAAUACAGAUUUCAUUAAAAUUGAAAGGAAGGUGACAAAAGAUGAUAUAAGAACAACAAUACCGUCUUAUAUUGGUCGUGUUUAUAAUGAAAUUGAAGAUGAAGAGGAAAAUUUGGGCUAUGCUGAAACUUAUUCUGAUUAUUGUCCCGUUAAAUUGCGAUCAGGUCUGUCGCAUCCCGAUUGCGUUGUGGAAACCGCUUCUUUGAGUAGUGUUGCACCACCUGAUGUUCGAUAUACUUUGUCCAUUCCUGAAGAGAUCAUUGAUACUGGUGCUAUAUCAGCAAUACAACUCGAGGCGGUUCUUUAUGCUUGUCAGACUCACGAAACCCGACUUCCAUCUGGUGAACGAGUUGGAUAUCUUAUUGGUGAUGGCGCUGGCGUAGGGAAAGGUCGAAUUAUUGCUAGUAUCAUUUACGAAAAUUAUAUUUUGGGUCGCAAGCGUUCCUUAUGGUUAAGUAUAUCAUCUGAUCUGAAAUUCGAUGCUGAGCGUGAUCUUCGAGAUAUUGGUGCAACCAAUAUAAAAGUCCAUGCUUUGAACAAGUUUAAAUAUGCAAAAAUUAGCGGCAAAGAAAAUGGAAAUGUUAAAAAAGGAUGCGUUUUUGCAACAUAUUCUUCGCUCAUUGGAGAAUGUCGCGGCGCAAAAAAUAAAUACCGAACUCGAUUGAAGCAGUUAAUUCAGUGGUGUGGGCAGGAUUUUGAUGGCGUGAUCAUUUUGGAUGAAUGCCACCGCGCUAAGAACCUUGUCCCAUCAUCAAGUUCGAAACCUACAAAAACAGGCCGUGUGGUUAUGGAUCUUCAAGAAGCUUUGCCUAAUGCUCGUAUAGUAUAUGCUUCUGCUACUGGAGCGACAGAACCUAAGAACAUGGCAUAUAUGACACGUCUUGGAUUGUGGGGCAGGGGUCAGGCUUUUCCCGAAUUUAAUGAUUUCAUAAAUGCUGUCGAAAAACGUGGUGUUGGCGCCAUGGAAGUUGUGGCCAUGGAUAUGAAACAACGUGGUGUUUAUCUUGCAAGACAGCUAUCUUUCCGCGGUGUAAAUUUUCAUGUGGAAGAAGUUGCUUUGACUCCAGAAUUCAUCGAAAUGUAUGACGAAUCAGUCAAGUUGUGGAUGGAAUGCAAACGCCAGUUUCAGCUCGUUGGAGCCGAACGAUUUCAUUCCAAGCAAGUAUGGGGACAAUUUUGGGCAGCUCACCAACGUUUUUUCAAAUAUCUCUGUAUAAGUGCGAAGGUUGCGGCUUGUGUAAAAAUAACUCGCGAAGCGAUACAAUCUGGUAAAUGUGUUGUUAUUGGUUUACAGUCUACAGGUGAAUCUAAGACUCGUGAAGUGCUAGAAGAUGUUGGAGAAUUAACGGAUUUUGUUUCUACAGCUAAGGCUGUUUUAACAAGCCUCAUUGAUAAACAUUUUCCACUUGAUCGGUCAAACUGCAAGGUCGAUAUUUUUUCUGAUUUCGACAAAAUAUUCAACGAGUAUGAAAAAAGUGCAAAGCGUAAAAUGAAGUGGAAAAUGAUGGUAUUUAUUACGAAUUUUCUGGUAUUAUUUUUUUGGUUUCCAUGUAUGUUUUCAUUUAUUUUAUUUUUAGAUGACAAUGAUGGAUUUAUCGAUGGUGAUGAAGACGCUUGGAUGAAGAAAUUAAUGGAUCAGGCCAAGAGUUCUGAUGAAGAAAGUGAAGAGAGUGCUAUGUUUGACGAGAAAAAUAGUGAAAAGGAAGGUGAUGGACAAAAUAAGCAAAGCGAUGAUGAAAUAAAUCCAUUUGCUUGUGAUUUUACACAAGAAGAUCCUUGGGCAAAGAAGCAACAAGUCGUUUCGGAUUCGCCAGUUAAAAAUAAGGUCCAGAAGCGAAAAAAGAAAAGAAAGAAAAAUAAUUUUGGCAAAAAAUUUCGUCGGACGACACCCAUUGAAACUCUUGCUAUGGUUUGUUUUUCUCAUUCAUUCAUUCGAGAAUAUCAGGAAAAAAUCAAUAAAACAUUUAUUUCUUCAUCUCGAUUAAUUGACAACUCUAGUCAAAUGUGUGCCGGUGGACCUUCAAUUAUCAAAGCAGAAUUAUUGGCUGCAGCGGAACGAUUGGGUACUCGACUUCCUCCGAACACUCUUGAUGAACUUAUCAAUGAACUCGGGGGUCCUGAACAUGUUGCUGAGAUGACUGGGCGUAAAGGAAGGAUUGUCAGCCGUGAAGAUGGUGAAAUCGAGUAUGAAUUAAGACACGCUGGUGCAGAUGUGCCUUUGGAAUUAAUGAAUAUGGAUGAAAAAGAUAAAUUUAUGAAAGGCAUGAAACUAGUAGCAAUUAUAUCUGAAGCCGCAUCAUCAGGAAUAUCUCUUCAAUCUGAUCGUCGUGCUGGUAAUCGUCGACGGCGUGUUCACAUUACAUUAGAAUUGCCGUGGUCAGCAGAUAAAGCUAUCCAACAAUUCGAUAGUUUAAAUGCUCAUCUAUUCAUCAUUUUUACCCCAUUUAGGUUUGCUUCUAUAGUUGCAAAGCGAUUAGAAUCACUGGGUGCGCUAACCCAUGGUGAUCGGCGAGCUACUGAAACACGUGAUCUUAGCCAGUUCAAUUUGGAUACUCGUUACGGACGCGCUGCUUUGGAUAUUUUACUUCGAACGGUUAUUGGAAUGUUUGAACCGCCACUCAUUCCACCUCCUAAAAAUUAUAAACCAGGAGAUUUCUUUGCAGACAUGCGUCGAUAUUUAGAAGGUGUUGGUUUAGUUUAUCAUGAAAAUGAUGUUUAUUUCAUUGAAAAUGAAACUGCAAAUAUACCAAAAUUCCUUAACCGUAUCCUUGGAUUACCUGUUCAUGCGCAAAAUGCCAUAUUCCAAUAUUUCUCUGAUAUUGUUGCUGAACUUGUUGCACAGGCUAAACAUGAUGGAACAUACGAUAUGGGGAUAAUGGAUCUUGGUAUGGGUAGCGAUGAAGCUCGUAAAUUAGAAACUCGAGUCUUCCUUGGUCGCGUUGACAGAGGAUCCUUCCGCGUAGAAAUGCAUAAAAUCGGUGUAGAGCGGGGAGUCAGUUGGGAAGAUGCUUAUGCCAUCUGGAACGACCAUCAUGAUGACCAGGAUGGGUUUUAUUUAUCGACAGUUGGUGCAAAUGGAAAAAAAGCUGCUGCAUUAAUUUAUGGUAUUGGUAAAAAGAGAUUAGACACCGGUGCACGACUUUAUUGUAUUACGCGGCCAAAUACAGGGCGGAGCCCUAAGCUAGAAACGAUGGAAGAGUUAAGUAAACGUUUUCAACCGGCGACAUUGGUUCAGGCGGAAAAAAUUUGGAAAGAUCAAUUUGGAGGUUCAAAUGUGAUGUGCCAACAUAAAUAUUUUCAUGGCCGAUGUCAGAGUGAGACUAAUGGUGUAUAUUGUGAAACGGGUAGAAGGACAAGAACGUAUUUCGUUUUGUCUGGGUCAGUACUGUCUGUUUGGCCAGUAGUUGAAGAUGUUCUUUCUGGCGAGGUGAAACGAACUCAGAGGAUGCAGAUUAUCCGUGUACGAACGCAACAAAAUCAAAAAAUUGUUGCAACUGCGGUAAUAACUGCUUAG
Messenger RNA from Dracunculus medinensis (Guinea worm), 3867 nucleotides. The record is from the annotation of a GenBank genome assembly. Lineage: Eukaryota; Metazoa; Nematoda; Chromadorea; Rhabditida; Dracunculidae.